This is a messenger RNA of Peromyscus californicus insignis, 549 nucleotides long. Its product is annotated as phakinin-like. The coding region runs from base 25 to 549 and encodes 174 amino acids. The record is from RefSeq and is a predicted model, not a curated record. The transcript has a single exon. NCBI's taxonomy places the organism in Eukaryota, Metazoa, Chordata, Mammalia, Rodentia, Cricetidae.
CCAGGCACCACAGAGGCAGAGAGAAUGAUGAGCGAGAGGAGAGUGGCAGUGGACUUGCCCGCUGGAGCCAACUCCAACAUGCCCCUACAGAGGCACAGGGUGUCCCUCAGGGGGACACGAUCUCCAUCCUCCCUGGAGAGCCCCCCAGGAUCCAGGACCAGUGCUGUGGGUAGCCUCAUCCGUGCGCCUGGAGUCUAUGUAGGAGUAGCACCCAGUGGGUGCGUAGGUGGCCUUGGUGCCCGAGUGACGCGCCGGGCCCUGGGCAUCAGCAGUGUCUUCCUGCAGGGCCUACGGAGUUCAGGCCUUGCCACUGUGCCUGCUCCCGGCCCAGAAAGGGAUCACGCUGCUGUGGAAGACCUGGGGGGCUGCCUAGUGGAAUACAUGGCCAAGGUGCACGCUCUGGAACAAGUCAGCCAGGAGCUGGAAACACAACUGCGGGCUCACCUGGAGAGCAAGGCCACGCGCUCUGGAGGCUGGGAUGCCCUCCGAGCCUCCUGGGCCAGCAGCUACCAGCAGGUAAGUCCUCCAGCUCUGUCUCUAAAGGCUUGA